ACUAUGCCCUAAUGAUUGGUCUUUGUCUUUGUGCUGUCCAUGGGUCCCAUGAUCAUUCCAUAAAAUCCAGAAAUUUAAUAAAUUUCAAGGCCGAGCUUCUAACAAAAAUAAGAGAGGGCUGACGAACGAGAACUAGUUGAAGUGAAUUAGGCGGAAGGCCCAUCGAUUAGAGGGUCGUUUUAUCCUACUUGCUUCUUAUGCACUCAGCGCUUGUAUCGCUUCUCAUCUAACCAUGGAAAAAUGGACGGUCGCGCGAUUCGAACACAUGCCAUGCGCCAGCGAAUUUUCGUCGCAAAUAGAGCCUCAUAACAUGCCCGUGGUAUUUGGCGGUUGUGUAGCCGACUGGGAUGCCAUUAACAAGUGGAAUCCCAACACUGGCGGUCUGCACCAUCUCCAGUUCUUGCUUUCAGAUGUAUGCUGGGUCAUCAACAGUUGAGGCAAUGCUGUCUCGAUUGGGAUCAAUAUUUUAUGGAGAUAUUAGAGGCCACGAUAGAAUUUCAUUAUCAUUUUCUACCUUCAUAAAUCUAUGCAAGAAGAGCAGAGGAAUUCACAGUGAGGCAAUUGAUGAAAAACGAGGUCAAGAUGGAUGUCAUAUGUUAGAGGAUGAUUCAAAUGAAGGUCUUUGUAGUUAUUUAGAUGCUGGCUCUCAGAUUUAUCUGGCCCAGGUUCCACUUUUCAACAAAGACAAGAAAGGAGAAUCUCCUUUGGCAGGACUACUCAAAGACAUAAACACGCCAAGAUUUUUGGAUCCAGAUGUUCUAUCAAGCAUCAAUUUGUGGAUGAAUGUAAUUCGUUCCAGAUCAAGUACACAUUAUGAUCCACAUCACAAUUUGUUGUGUGUUGUUGCAGGGCGCAAACAAGUGGUAUUGUGGCCCCCUAGUGCAGCACAAUUUCUCUACCCUAUGCCAGUUUGUGGGGAGGCCUCAAAUCACAGUGCUGUCAACCUUAUUGAACCUGAUUUAGAAGUCCAUCCACGGGCCAAAUAUGCAUGGGAUCACUGCCAAAAAGUUGAACUGAAUGCUGGUGAUGCACUUUUUAUACCAGAAGGAUGGUUUCAUCAGGUGGACAGUGAUGAUUUAACCAUAGCAGUCAACUUUUGGUGGCCAUCAAAAAUUAUGCUAGCAAUGCAAAAACACAUGGAUUCUUACUAUUUGCGUCGAAUAAUUAGCAGAUUAGUGGACUCUGAGAAGGAGCGAAUGACAGCAGAAGUAUCAGUUAUUGAACAUAAAAAAGAAGAAACAGAUAAAAUAAAUCACAACUGUUCAGCCAAUUCUGAUGUAGAAGAGUUGAAGGAUAAUUUUUUUGCGGGACCUACUCUUUCUCCACGAUUUACAGAAGACUGCUUCACAAGAGGGAUGAGAUCUAUGAAACAUGAGCAGUCACCCAAUGAGUUGGGAAAUUCCUUACAAGAAACAGAAACCGGAAGGUCAACAGUAGCUGUUUGUUCUGUGGAUACAAGUAUACAUACUGCUAUUCCACAGGAGAUAAGUGGCAGUGUUGGCAAGGAGCAAAAUUGUGACACCAUGGCUUGCCAGUCAGGAGACCUGAAACCUUGUUAUUUGAGUCCAACUUCCAGUGGAUGCAAUCUUCAUGGGGUUGAGUUUAAAAAUAACUAUGUCCUGCAGAAAUUGAACUCUUUUGAGUCACACCUACUCAAUACUCUUAUUUCAUACGUGCAUGAAAAAAUAGACUCUUCAUCUAUCAAAAUGGCAGAUCAGACUCUUGAUCAGAAAGAAAGUAGUGCAUCUGAGUUUGUGCGCUUUCAUUCUGUGUCAGAGUGCUUUCACAAGAAUUAUUCUUCAGGAGAUGAUAUAAUUGCCAACAUACUGGGCCAUCUGAAACCCGCAACGCUUCAGAAAUUACUUCUUGUGAUGGUGAACCAGUUUCCUAGAACACUAGAAGCGCUCAUCAUUCAUGGGCUUUCACCUAAAGCUGCAGAAAUCUUGACACAAAAAUUUGAUGAAAUGGACAAGGAAGCUGCAAAAGAUGAACAGGAAGAGUUUUACAGGUUAUUUUACAGUGUCUUUGAUGAUCACCAUGCAGCUAUGGAAGUUAUUUUAAAUGGAAAGGAGUCCUUUGCAUUUCUAGCAUUAAAAACUGUUCUGGAGCGAUACCUGGGAGUAAAUUGUGAAUGGUCCCAAACUUAGGUUUGUUGAAAAUGGAACUUGAAGGAGCUUCCAAAACUAUCAUGUCUGGAAGAACGGGUUUCUUUACUUCUGUCAACAUUUUUGUUAUAAUUUGGGCAAUCUUCCAGUCAUUUUACCUGGAGUACUAGUUUAUCUCAAUAUUCAAGAUAUGCAUACUUGUUUUUUUUAUAGCAGUUUGUUUAUGUGCAUGUAUGCUGUUUAAACUCCAAAACAGUGGUUCUAGAGAUGACAAAGUUUGGAGAGCUGCAGAACCUGGAUAGAUAGCGGUACAUUAGUAAAAGCACUAAACAACCCACCUGCUUGAUGCUGCUGUUCGGAUACUAAUUAAUUCUUCAUAUGAGAUACAUGGUUUCUAAGGUGCUUUUGAUAGCUUUUGUUGGCAGAGAUUGAUGCUUUUUUGACUCUGUAAGCUAACUGUAGAUAUCUUAAGCUUAUGACCACAAUUUGCUUUUUUAUUAUCAUAAGCUGCUUUCUGUUUCUUUUGAAUGCAUAUAGUUUCAUUAUCUGAGCA
Messenger RNA from Cryptomeria japonica (Japanese cedar), 2658 nucleotides. RefSeq names its product lysine-specific demethylase JMJ31. The record is from RefSeq and is a predicted model, not a curated record. NCBI's taxonomy places the organism in Eukaryota, Viridiplantae, Streptophyta, Pinopsida, Cupressales, Cupressaceae. The transcript is spliced from 15 exons. Gene Ontology annotation, molecular function: 2-oxoglutarate-dependent dioxygenase activity. Bases 348 to 2147 code for a protein of 599 amino acids.